AGCAAAGGAAGGCCAGCAGCUUAGGAAAGGACGAGCUCAUCUGGCUGUGUCACCCAGAGGGACAUCUCCAUAAUGGCUUUCAGUGGAAGAUAUGAACUGCAGAGGCAGGAAAACUUUGAGCCAUUUAUGAAAGCUAUCGGUAUCCCGGAUGAUUUGAUUGAGAAAGGGAAAGACCUCAAGAGUGUUUCCGAGAUUGUCCAAACUGGAGACCACUUCAAGGUCACCGUCACCAAGGGCAACAAAGUGAUUGUCAAUGAGUUUACAAUUGGAGAGGAGACGGAAGUCCAAAGUCCCACAGGAGAACAGAUUAAGGCCUUAGUGAAUGCUGAAGGGAGCAAUAAACUUGUUGUCAAGAUGCAAAACAUUACCUCGGUCACAGAGCUUAUUGGAGACCAAUUGAUUAUUACAAUGACCAUUGGUGACAUUGAUUACAAGAGAAUCAGCAGGAGAAUCAGUUGAAGAGUUACAGAGCACCUCAUGCAGCUUGAUGUAUAACACUCAAAAUAAAACCUAUUCACCUG
Molecule: messenger RNA, 521 nt
Organism: Pristis pectinata (smalltooth sawfish)
Lineage: Eukaryota; Metazoa; Chordata; Chondrichthyes; Rhinopristiformes; Pristidae
Product: fatty acid-binding protein 1, liver-like
Exons: 4
Coding region: 73-459 (128 amino acids)
Biological process (GO): fatty acid transport
Cellular component (GO): nucleus; cytosol
Molecular function (GO): fatty acid binding
Source: RefSeq, a predicted model, not a curated record